AUGUCUGAUGCGUCCGUUAAUGACGUCGCACGUGUGGAAUCGGCGGGCGCCAAUCGCCUGCAGGAAAUAGCACAGUUCGAUGAAGUGCGACAAGAUAAUCUUAAUUUUGAGUACUAUGAGCGCCAGUUCCAGGAGGUGCUUAUGAGCCUUGAGAACGACGAGGUGCUCGCCGCUUUCCGAACUGAAUACGCGUCCCUCUACCACUCUUUCCUGAAGAGUCACGAUGGUGAGUCACGCCUGUUGAAGAAGUGCAUCGAGCUGCAAGCGGACAUCGACACCUGCUCAUCUAAGCUGGUUACCGCGGAUGAGCUUUCCCGUGGCGACAAGAACACCAUCGAUACCCUUCGAAUUGAGAUUGAGAAGACGCGGAAGAAAAUUGAUGUCACAAAGGAGCGUGAGGCGGCUCUGAAGGACAAAGUAGCUGCCCUUCGGCGGGAACUGCGGGACUUGGAGGAAAAGUCGCAUUUGCAGGUCGAGUUGACGUCACAGAAGGCAGCAAUGCAGAGCCUGCAGCGCACGCUUGAAACUGUGACGAAAGAGCGUGAAUUGCAAGCGCUUCAGUUGAGUUCUCUGAGGCAGGAUUACUCUUUGUUAGAGAAGAGAAUGGAGCGCCUGCGAGAAGUUAAGGAUUCAGGGGAUAUGGAGCUUCAGAAGAUGCGGAGUGCAAUUGAUGAGAAACAAGAGGAGGCUGAUGUCCAUAAGGCGCUCAGGCUACGCAAGGAGGAGGAACUUCGUGAGUUGCGACAGGACAUUACCCAACGUGCAGCUUCAGUUCAGGAGCGCCAGACUGCGAUUGAAAAAUUGACGGAGGAAAGCAGUCAGCAUAAUGUAGACACAAAGAGAACUUUAGAUGAAAUAAACCGACUCUCCCAGGUUUACCAGCAGCUCUCGCAACAGUUGCAACAUGUUAACCAAACGAGUCAGGUAUGUAAUGAAGAGAAUGACACCCUCCAGCGGCGUGUGAAUGACUUGUUGGAGGCACUCAAGGCGGCGGAAGUUGAACUUAAAUCUGUUAACCGCGUUCACAAGCGGGAGCUGAAGGUUCUGGAGGCUGCUCGACGCCGCAACGCCGUUGCGACAAACCGCAGAGCGGAAGCGGAGGCCAACCUCUCGGCCCUUCAAAUGGAGCUUCGUAUGAGGGAAGAUCAACUUGCGGCGGCGCUGGUUGCGAUCGAGGCGGAGGAAAAGCACAUUGCUCUCUUAUUGAACCAGCGCAACUCGCUGCACAGGGAUAUACUUAAUACUGUGUCAAGGAAGCAGCAGCAGAUCAUAUUCCUAGACGAGAGACGGUCAACCCUCCACCAUCUGGAGUAUGAAUUACAUGCCUUUGUUGAGCAUGCACAGCAGCAAAAUGAAAAAAUAUUUAAACUCUCACGCGAGUGCGAUUCUUAUGAAAAUGUUAUCCAAACAGAUGCUGUGCACUGCGCAAACAUUAUGUGUGAGGUGCAGUUGAGAGAGUCCCAGCUGGAGGAGUUGAAUCAAAACUUGAAGGAUGUAGAUGUAAGGCUCCAGCAGCAGCAGGGCCUCCUGGAGGCCAUGGUACGGGAACGCAGUGUCUAUAGCAAGCAUUACAUUCAGUUAUGUUCGAGUGUGGCUGAAAUUUCACAGGGAUUUAAAUCCGUUCUCAUGCAAAUAAAGCAAAUACAGGAGGAGAUACAGCGCCGAGAGCGUCGGAGACGUGUGGAGGACGCCGUGAUUGAGAAGCUUUCUAUCCAACAGAAAAAUAUAGCGGGUCGAAUAGCGCGGUUGCAGCGUCUCACCGAGAAGCGCGCUCACUCCGUGCGACAGUUUAACUAUGAAGUGAACCGCCUUGGUGAAAUUGCUGUGCAGGGAGAAGAAGAGGUGUUGCGCCAACGCCGCCGUUGCCACGCCGUUCAGAAGGAACGUGAUACGCUUGAGUAUCAGGUGGUACAGCGUGAUUCGGAGCUGCUGGAUCUCUACAAGAAAUUGCAGGUACAAAGAACUGUACUGGACAGGGGUAGUGAAAUUUAUCAGGGGCGCCUUCAGACAAUUCAACACCUUCAGCAGCAGAUUGGUCAGGUCAGUGGUGAACUUGCCCGGCUUCGAAAGUUUGCUUCACGACUUCCCGAGUUGCGUGUGAAGGUGAACACCGCUGCGCGUGAUCUUCGGCGGGAGCAGUUGCGUGUUGAAGCACUGAUGCAGGAAUGCGUGCGUCCCAUGAAUAUUCAUCCCAACCACCAACUCUCAUGGUCCGAGCCCGAAGUCUAUGCGCUGACGGAGAAGGUUAACCACCUCCAGCGAGAGCUGGUGACGCGACACGCAGAGUUAGCAGAGAAGGAGGAUCUCAUUCGAUCCAGAGAACAGAGUUACCUAAAGUACAAAGCAGAGGUAGCUCGGCAGGUUGGACCGGAGAUGGCGGAGCAAAUAGCGGUGUAUCAAGGCAACCUUGCCAAAAAGACGGGGCAGAUGCGGGCCAUGAUGCAGAGUCUCAAGUACUUCCGCGAGCAAACGGAGAUGUACCAGGAACGAUACAAUGAGCUUCAUGCCACGUUAGACAGACUCGCUGAAGAGUACAUUGAGUCAAGGCAGAGGAGUGGAUAUAACACAACACAACUUUCCACAAGGGAUGGAGGCCGACGUAGUAACUGUGAGGAUGCAGAUGCUACAAGUGCUGAAGAUGUGUACAAGGGUUUUGUGGCACCACCCCGUUCAACUCCUAGUGAAGAAGCACCGAGGCGGUUAACUGGUAGCGCAUCCACAACGGAGGGUGUAGGGACUGACGCAUUGCAACCACAACAUUCAUCACCGGCGCUACCAGAAGCUGAGAUACAGAAGGUGGUGGUGGAAGAAGUGGUGGAGGAGUUUGGGGGUGCAGAUGUUGCAAGUGCUGAAGAUGUGUACAAGGGUUUUGUGGCAUCUCCCCACUCAACUCCUAGUGAAGAAGCACCGAGGCAGUUAACUGGUAGCGCAUCCACAACGGAGGGUGUAGGGACUGACGCAUUGCAACCACAACAUUCAUCACCGGCGCCACCAGAAGCUGAGGAUGGUGAAGCUGAAAUACAGAAGGCAGUGGUGGAAGAGGUGGUGGAAGAGUUUGGGGAUGAGGAAGAUCAGACACCGGGAGAGGAGGGUAAGUGA
Molecule: messenger RNA, 3099 nt
Organism: Trypanosoma brucei brucei TREU927
Lineage: Eukaryota; Euglenozoa; Kinetoplastea; Trypanosomatida; Trypanosomatidae
Exons: 1
Coding region: 1-3099 (1032 amino acids)
Cellular component (GO): cytoskeleton
Source: RefSeq, a predicted model, not a curated record